This is a messenger RNA of Dermacentor albipictus, 441 nucleotides long. Its product is annotated as E3 ubiquitin-protein ligase RING1-like. Gene Ontology annotation, molecular function: chromatin binding; ubiquitin protein ligase activity. Gene Ontology annotation, cellular component: ubiquitin ligase complex; PcG protein complex. NCBI's taxonomy places the organism in Eukaryota, Metazoa, Arthropoda, Arachnida, Ixodida, Ixodidae. The record is from RefSeq and is a predicted model, not a curated record.
AUGACGUCGUCCGGUGCAUCAAAAGGGACCGAAGGCAAAUGGCAACUGAGCCCCUACGAGCAUCAGCGGACAGCUCAAGAAGUCAUCGCAGACGCCACGGAAGAGGUAGCCGCGCAUGCCGACAGCAUUCGCAAUGAGUUCACGUGCGCCAUAUGCCUAGGCUUGCUGCAGGACACUGUCGCAAGUACAGAGUGCGGCCACCGGUUCUGUGAGAAGUGCAUCACUGCGGUCCUCCUCAAGAGCAACAAGGUGUGCCCGGUAUGUCGCGCCAGGAUCCCGUCGAAGCGAUGUCUGCGACGUGACCAUCGCAUGGACAGUAUUAUCGCUGCACUCUACCGUAACCAAGAGCAACACGGCGCGGCCCACCUGCAUCCUCCGGCUGAGCCGCCAGAUUGUCCGCUCGCUCAAGCAAUUGAAGAACACGACGCCGAGGACGGGUAA